UUGGUUCAAAAAUAUCUUCCACUGGUCUUGAAACUUGAAUUUGGUACAAGAAAACUGAAAUACCUUCCUCUGCGGCUCACGACCGUUAACGUGUUUAUCUCGCAGGUCACCAUCUCAGACUUAGCGCGCGCUAUCAUCACGGAGCAAAUCCAAGCUAAGAAUGAGUUUAGUGGUGAACUAUUGCGGUAGUUAUGGCGGCGGCUUUAAUUCUCUUGAAAUUUCAAGCGUCAAGCGGUGCCGUAAAAGCACUUCAUGUAAGUAUAUUAUGCCGGUGAGGAUGCUAAGAGGACCUUCCACUGAUGAAGGUGUUUGUCAAACUACUGGAUCAUCGUCGAAGAGUGAUGGAAGCAGCAUCUUCAACUUUAAGACUCUUGCAAAAUCAAUAGCAGUGGGGAAUUUGGUUGCAGUGGACCUGGCAAAUGCAGUAACUACAAAAGAUAUAUUGAAUUCUUUUCCUUCAAGUCAGGAAGGUGUCAAUUCAGUUUAUACUUUGGCUGACGGAGGCCUUGGAGAUUGGUUUGGAGGCUUUCUGUAUUCUGCUGGACAACAGGCUAAUGAAGCUGUUCAGGACCAGUUAUCAACACUCAGUUUCACUAGUUUGGCAGUAAUUUUUGGGGCAGGGCUUGUAACCAGCCUGUCUCCUUGUACUCUAAGUGUUUUGCCGCUGACCCUUGGUUACAUUGGAGCAUUUGGCUCUGGUAAAAGCAGAGCAGAGAUCAUUGGAGAUUCAAUUGCAUUCUCAUUAGGAUUGGCAACUACACUAGCACUCCUAGGUGUGGCAGCCUCAGUUGCUGGAAAGGCAUAUGGACAGAUAGGGCAAGGGUUACCUGUGGCUGCUUCAGGUUUAGCUGUUGUUAUGGGCCUGAAUCUUCUUGAGGUAAUUGAAUUACAACUUCCUUCAUUUUUUGACAACUUUGAUCCCCGCACAGCUGCUGCUAAUUUUCCAUCAAGUGUGCAAGCAUAUCUAGCUGGGCUUACAUUUGCUUUAGCUGCCUCGCCAUGCAGUACACCAGUUCUUGCCACUCUGUUGGCUUAUGUGGCUACUUCCAAGGAUCCAAUUAUUGGAAGCAGCCUACUUUUAACGUACACAACCGGCUAUGUUGCUCCUCUUCUGCUUGCUGCUUCAUUUGCUGGAGCACUGCAGAGUCUGCUUUCAUUUCGGAAGUUCUCAGCAUGGAUAAACCCAGUGAGUGGUGCUCUUUUGCUAGGAGGAGGUGUCUAUACUUUCUUGGAUAGGCUUUUCCCACCCACAAUGGCUAUGUAGUCUGUACAUAUUCACUUGCUGCUACAUAUGAAAUAUAAACUGAAAUUAAAUAUAGAAAGAAACAAUGUUACUUGUGUAAGCAUUAUGAAAUCUUUGGUUUUUCUUUUUGAUUUAUUUGACACAAUUCUAUUAUAUGGAAAAUUACUCUGGGAUCAUAGUAUAGAA
Ziziphus jujuba (common jujube) is the source of this 1429-nucleotide messenger RNA. Its product is annotated as cytochrome c-type biogenesis ccda-like chloroplastic protein. Gene Ontology annotation, biological process: cytochrome complex assembly. Lineage: Eukaryota; Viridiplantae; Streptophyta; Magnoliopsida; Rosales; Rhamnaceae. The record is from RefSeq and is a predicted model, not a curated record. The transcript has 13 exons. The coding region runs from base 161 to 1264 and encodes 367 amino acids. Gene Ontology annotation, cellular component: membrane.